Drosophila pseudoobscura is the source of this 1365-nucleotide messenger RNA. Its product is annotated as dnaJ homolog subfamily C member 7-like. NCBI's taxonomy places the organism in Eukaryota, Metazoa, Arthropoda, Insecta, Diptera, Drosophilidae. The transcript has a single exon. Bases 1 to 1365 code for a protein of 454 amino acids. The record is from RefSeq and is a predicted model, not a curated record. Gene Ontology annotation, molecular function: protein binding.
AUGGAUGCGAACACCCUGGCGGAAAUUAAGUCGACCCUGGGCGAAAGCCAGUGCAGAGCAAACAACUACGAGGCGGCGCUAAGGUCGUACUCGGAGGCCAUCGAUCUGUGGCCGGACUCGGCGGCCUAUUACAACAAUCGCGCAGGUUGCUACUAUGAGCUCCUUGACCCCAUCAGUGCCCUGGCGGAUGUCCGUCACGCCCUUCGCAUAGAUCCUGGCUUCGAUAAGGCCUACGUAAACGUGGCCAAGUGCUGUCGAGUACUGGGCGACCUGUUCGGCAUGGAGAGUGCCGUACAGAAGGUGUUUGAGGCGGAUCGUAACAGCACAGCGGUCAACGAAGAGCAGAUGGCUUUGCGAGAGAUCCGCCGAUUGGAGCCCUUUAUUAAGAGCACUUACGACCGAAUGUUCUUUGGUGCCACGAGGGUCUACCUGGAUUACGUUUUAAUGAUGGCCCCAGCAACAGUUCGGUAUCGUAUCCUGAAAGCCGAAUGUCUGGCUUAUCUGAAUCGGUGUCAUGAUGCCCUGGAGAUUGCCGCGGACGUGAUCAGGCAAUAUCCCACCUCAGCGGACGCAAUCUUUGUGCGCGGCCUGUGUCUCUUUUACACGGACAAUGUGGAGAAAUGCAUCCCGCACUUCGAGCACGCCUUGUUGCUGGAUCCCGAACACGAAAAAUCCAAGCAGAUGCGCAUCAAGGCCAAAAAAGUCAAGGCGAUGAGAGAGGAAGCCAAUAGGCUGUUCAAGAUGUACCGGUAUCGGGAGGCGUAUCUCGUCUUCACGGAUGCCCUUGCGAUAGAUGUCAACAACACGGUCAUCAACUCGAAGCUACAGUACAACCGGGCACUGGUGAAUACUCGGCUUGGUUUUCUUGUGCAUGCCGUGGAGGAUUGCAAUAAUGUGCUGUUGCUGAAUGGCCCGUGUCUGAAGGCUCUGGUGCUGCGCGGGCAGUGCCUCCUUAAACUAGGGAUAUUCGAGGAGGCAGUCGCCGACUUUGAGGUGGCCCUGACGCUGGAGAGCAGCGAAGAAAUUAAAAAGUUAUGGCGUGACGCCAAGCAGGGCCUGCAGCGACUGGGCUGCUACGGGAUCCUGGGUGUUGGAAGCAAUGCAUCCGACGAUGACAUACGGAGGGCAUUCUACCAGAAGGCAAGGCUCCAUCAUCCAGACAAGCAUGCGAGUGACAGUAACGAGAAGCAGGAGGAGGAGAGGCAUAAGUUCUUGGAGGUAGUCGGGGCAUAUGAGAUGCUAUCCAAUAGGAGAAAGUGCUCACGAGACGAGAUCGGCCAGGAGAUGAAAGCCAGUCCUGACGUAGAGGAAAUGUUUCGCUCUUUUUUUUGGAACGAAAGUAUUCCUCUAAACUCGGGUCGCUAA